AUGCGCAAGGCUCCCGCCUCAGCCGGGCACGGCGGGCAGCCCCGCCGCCCCUCCCACGGGACCGGCGGGGAGGAGGGCGCCGCCGCGCUGCCCCCUGGGACAUGGAGUCCUGCGUCCGCGUCGCCGGGCCGACAGCGGCGGGAGCACCAAACCACAACUCCCGGAAUGCACCGCUGCGCGGGUCCGGCCCGGCUCCGCCCCCGAAGGCGCAAGCGAAGCGGUGCGAAGCGCUGGCGGGCCAUGGCGGCGCUGGGCGUUUACCGCUGCAUCGAGUGCAGCGAGGAGGCGGCGGAGCUGUACAGGGACUACCGGCGCGGGGUGCUCCGUAUCUCCAUCUGCAAAUCCUGCCAGAAACCUGUGGACAAAUACAUUGAGUAUGAUCCUGUUAUCAUCUUGAUUAAUGCUAUUUUAUGUAAAGCACAAGCAUACAGGCACAUUCUUUUCAAUACAAAGAUAAAUAUUCAUGGGAAGCUCUGCAUAUUUUGUUUGCUCUGUGAAGCUUAUCUCAGGUGGUUGCAGCUACAGGAUUCAAGCCAAAAUACAGAUCCUGAUGACUUAAUCAGAUAUGCCAAGGAAUGGGAUUUUUACCGAAUGUUUGGUAUAGCUUCUUUAGAACAAACUUCAUUUUUGGUUGGCAUUUUUACUAUGUUAUGGUGGAUGAGACCGGAGAUGCUGAAAACAAAGUCUGACUUCAUUUUACUUCUCAAAGCACUGCUGUUGUCCAGUUAUGGAAAGCUUUUGCUAAUUCCAGCUGUUAUUUGGGAACAUGACUACACGCCUUUGUGCCUUGCAUUUAUAAAAGUGUUUGUCUUGAUAUCAAACUCUCAGGCAAUUAGAGUUACAUUGAACUUGAACCGAAUGCUCCCUUGGUUGGCCAUCUUCUUUGGAUUGAUUUUGGAAAAUGGUGUGGUCUGCUUGUUCCAGAAAAUGGGACUAGACGUUUGAAACAAGAGCCCAGAUCUGAAGAAGUACCAACAACAUGAUGAUAAUUUUCUAAGAAUGACCUCUGCCAGAAGGUUCCAAAGACACUCUUUUCAUAGUGAUAAAGAAGGUGAUAGAUAACAAAAACUUGCAUUAGUGGUGGGUAAGUGUAGAGAAUUUUAGGAUGAAUUAAAAUGAGAAACUUCAGAAGUUUGGGUAUUUAAUGUGGUAAGCCAUAAAACUUCAGCUUUAACUUGUUUAUUUUCCCAUUUAAAAAUAUGAAUGUGUCACUAUCCUAAUAGCUGUAUAAAUCUGGCUGCAUCGCUAUGGCUGUAACAAAAAAGGUACGCUAAGAAAAUUCAGCACUGCUACCAGUCACUGCAUUUUGGCAGAAGGAGGAUAAUGGAUUGUUCCCUUAAGAGAAAGGAAGAGACUCAGUGGAAAAAUGUAAAAGCCAAAAUCGGUAUUUCUGCAAAAACAGAUUUUCAAAGAGAGAAGGGAACAUGUGCAAACAGUUUAUUAGAGAAAAGGCAAGUAUUGCAGAAUAAAACUCUAGGGUAAUCUCUAGGAACUAUAGUUUUAACUGGCUUGAAAUUUUAUGUGAUCUCAUAAAUGCUGCUGCUUAAUUCUGAAAGCUGAAGAGAGUGAAAGGACUCUGAUCUCCAGCAUACAUGGUUGUUUAGGAUACUGCUUCUUCUGCAUUUAAUAUUAAGCCGCAUCCCCCACACCCUGCCCUCAUCUGGCAGCAGUGGAAGCAAAAAUUGAAGUAUGAGGCUGUCAGCAAUCGAGUAGUAGUUGUUUAAAAAAAAAAAACAAAAACAAAAACAAAAAAAAACCCACCAAAACAAAAAAACACCCACACAAACCAAAACACUACAAAACAAAAAGCCUCAUCAUGUUUAGACCUAAAUUAGUGAAUUUAUAGAAGUUCUGCACCUUUCUCCCCAGCAGGCAAAGAGAGUUCUAGGUGGCCUACAGAGGAACAGGCAAAAUCAGUUUCUGCAACGCAGUAAUUAGGACACAAACCUACUUCUGUGCAGACCAGUUUCUAUUACGUUCCAUCCAAUGUUUAAUUCUCCUGCUUCAGUUCUGGAAGUCUGUACCGUCUGUAAGUACUACUUCCAUUCUUCAUUUUCCUCAGAUACAGUCUCCUGUAUGUGUUUUACAAAUGCAUCGAAUAACCUUUUUGCAACAUUUCAAGUUAAUUCCAAACAGAUUUAGAGUAAGUCUAGGUUAUGAGCACAGAAAACAUCAGACAAACAUGCCGCUGCCCAUGCCAAGGUAAGUUAGUCAGAAAAGUAAAUGGUUGCUGAUUCUGUUUUAAUAGGUCAGAGGCUGACACCACUCAUGCCAUUUCUGUUACACUUCACAUUUUUUUGAACAUGUAGAGAAGGCAAAAAAAACCCAGAUUGCAACCUCUUUAAGUACGUGAGAGUUUAACACUGCAGCUGCUCUAGCAAGCACAUAGUUGUGAAGGUGUACGAGGGAGCCACCUUGCUACUGGCGUGAAUCAGUGGCCAGACAACUGAGUGUAGGCAUGGAGUUGCGCACUGGCUGAGCAGCAGCUUUGGCAACACAGCACCUAAAACAUGAUUAGAUUUGGGGAGAGACACCGCCCCCAAAAGCUUUUUUAAAAACAGUAUCUUGCCAAAGGCGCUUUGAGUAGUGCUCAUCUUCCUCCCACACCAGCACAACAGAGGCUGCAGGUUGAGAAGGUGCAAAGGGAAAGAGCAGUAGGUGUUUUAGAAAAGCUUUGGGGAUACUGCCCUGACCUGCUUUCAUUUUCCUCCUUCACCUUCUCCCUUGAGUUUAAGAGGGAAUGAAGUCGUGCUGUAGCAGAGGGGAUAACAGAAGAACAUGUACUACGAAAACGCUGGUGCCUGCUGAGCCAGACCCUGUUUGUUGUUGUAGUUGUCAUCUGGCUUUUACCCAGCUUUCUGUUCAUCUUGGUGUAUGACUUUAGCACUGCAGCUGAUAAAGUUUCUCACCAUUCUGUGUCCUUCUUCAGGAAAUGUAUGUUCUACUAUCAGUUUUGUUUUUCUAAUGAUGUAACAACAGUGCUUUGGUUUGUUCCUCUUAGGUUAUUUUUUUUUUAUUAUUAAUCAUACAUGUCAUGGUUAUACACUAAAGAGUAUUUUAUUUUUCAGAAAUUUCUCCCUUGUCUGCUCUGGCAGUGGUUUUAGUCUAAAGGCUGAGUGAGCACAUUUAAGUGUGACUAAUGCAGGGGGAAGAUUGUGCAUUACAUGUAAUGUAAAUAUUACCCAGUCAGCAGCAAAACUGUAAAUACAAUGUACAUAAAUUUUGUCUGGGGACAGUCUUCUUAAAUUAAAGUUUAUUUUGAAUUUUUAAAAA
Messenger RNA from Tyto alba (common barn owl), 3273 nucleotides. RefSeq names its product ARV1 homolog, fatty acid homeostasis modulator (gene ARV1). Lineage: Eukaryota; Metazoa; Chordata; Aves; Strigiformes; Tytonidae. Gene Ontology annotation, biological process: intracellular sterol transport; regulation of plasma membrane sterol distribution; sterol metabolic process. Gene Ontology annotation, cellular component: cortical endoplasmic reticulum; Golgi apparatus. The record is from RefSeq and is a predicted model, not a curated record.